Molecule: messenger RNA, 1422 nt
Organism: Ooceraea biroi (clonal raider ant)
Lineage: Eukaryota; Metazoa; Arthropoda; Insecta; Hymenoptera; Formicidae
Gene: CUTA
Product: cutA divalent cation tolerance homolog
Biological process (GO): response to metal ion
Molecular function (GO): copper ion binding
Source: RefSeq, a predicted model, not a curated record
AGGGAGGGGGAGGGGGAGAGAAGUACACAACGCAUAUGUGAAUAGUGGAGGUUAGAAUUGAAGUGGAAGCUGAAAUCAAUUAUUUAUAAAGAGGAAGACAGAUUGAGAAGAAAAAAGCAACAGGACUACAAACUGUUAAACUAGUAAGAUAGUGUCAACUAGCCUAGGUGGGCUUGAAGGCACGAUAAAUAAAUAAGAAAAAAAGUAUCCGGUACUCAUUCGGUACACACCGGCGAAUUACCGCAAAUGCAGUUUGCAACGCGAGCUUCUCUCGUAGGAGUGCUAAUGCUUUUUUGUUUAGUACGUGGUAUCCGUACGCAGCUUCAUCGAAACAUGUCAAGUCUUGCCGGACAACAUUCCGUGGCGUAUGUCACGGUACCGGACGAUGCAGUGGCGAAAAAGAUAGCGCGCGGCCUGGUGGAGAACAAGCUCGCCGCCUGCGUCAACAUCAUUCCACAGCUUACAUCUAUAUACGAAUGGAAGGGAAGCAUACAAGAGGAUCCUGAAUUACUAUUGAUGAUAAAAACCAGGACCGAGGCAAUAGAUGCCUUAACGAAAUAUGUGAAAGAGAAUCAUCCAUACACUGUUUGUGAAGUAAUUUCCCUGCCCAUACAAAAUGGAAACAUCGAUUAUCUAAACUGGAUUAAUGAAGUAGUACCUUCACGUGAUACCCAAAAGGAUCAGAAUGCUAAGUAAACAUAAGCGGAUAAUUUCUUGAUUAUACUCUGUAUAAUCAUUUCCUUGCAGUAAUAAUAUGCAAUUCUACAGUAAAUAUAAAAAACGGUCUUUAUCGAUAUAAAAUAAUAUAUAUGGUUAGGAGUACAUGAUUACAUAGAUAUGCAGAACGGUAUAUGGAACAAGUUUCCCAUAAAAAAAUGUGGGUUUUUCCUCCUAGAAAAUACUGACGAUCAUACAUUUAUGCUAAAUAAUAAUGUUCAAUCGUUCAAACAUUAUUCGACCAUGUCUACCAUAUGCACAUUAGUAAGGCCGGAGACACAAUGGUAGGCAACAGGCAACAGGAACAGGAAAUAACCAAUCGCGUUGCUCGAUUUGGUCAUCUGUACUCUUUCCUGUUAGCAGUGUGUAAUAGGCUUAACAUGUUACCUACGAAACUGUUUAUUUCCUAAGGCACACAUUUUUCAGCAGUCUGAAUGUAUGAAUAGACUGUUCAACACGUGUUUUUGUUCCCAAAUUCUUACAUUACCGGUUAUCAGAAGGUAUCUCGUGCCUCGAUAGGAUAACAACCCGGCUUCAACUACUUUAAAUGCAGCAAAUUAUUAAGAUGCGAUUAUAUAAGUGUGUAAUAUAAAUCUAAAAUCAUAUUUUGAAAUCUAGCCUCAAUAUUUGAUUUGUUGAUCUUUCUUGACAACUAUCGAAAUGUUUCCGUAACUUUUUAUGCAAUAAAGUAACAUACCUAAACAA